CCAGGUGGUAGUCUCAAGUGGUUCGUCUUCGUCUUGCUAUGAAAAAUUGUUACCGGUUUACUAAAAUUUCGUGCCCUCGUCGAAAAAAAGAAAAGAAAACUGUAAAAAUAAUCAUUGAUCUCUCAACUCUAUUCCAAAUGAAAUGAAGCGGCAAGUCCAGCAUUGACCUAUUGUUCUCCCCCGCGCUCUUUCUACAGUGACUAUAAUGAUCGAGUAAGAGAGAUAUUGGUUGGUUGCAGAGCGGUCUUUCUGCAUUAAGCAUCACGGUAGAGAGAGAGAGAUUGGUUGCAGCGCUCGGCUGAGGUGAUGACUGUGGAGUGAAGAAGAAGAAUAGGAGGAGGAGGAGAGUUUGUUGGGUUAUAAUUGAAAGUAAGAUGCAGUGGCUUUUGUUGGGGUGUCACGGGUGCCUGACGUUGGUGGUGGUGGUCUCCUUCCUUUGCGGGCAAUGGCCAAUCUUCCAGGGCACCUUCAUCCAACGCAUCCACUAUUUCAUCACCAUUGGAGCCUACGACUACUUCCUACGCUUUGUGAUGCUUAUAUUUGGUACGAAGGGCCAGAAUGCUAUUCUUUCUGUUGAGCAUUAUUGCUGUGACCGACCAAACCCAAUUUUGCAGAUACUAUACCUAGCAAUUAUUGGAGGGAUGUAUUUUAUUAUUAUAAAGUCUUCCUUUCGCUAUAUUCCUGGUUAUUAUUUGUCUGAAGUGCACAGAUACACAGCAUUUAUUGCCGUAAUUGUGGGUGUCGGACUCUUCGUUUUGACCAGCUUUUCUGAUCCGGGCACUGUUAAAGCCGACAAUGUUUCUGCAUACCUGUCAGCUUAUCCUUACGAUAACAUCAUUUUCAUGGAGAAACAAUGUUCAACAUGCAAGAUCACGAGACCUGCAAGGUCCAAGCACUGCAGCAUAUGUGACCGCUGUGUUGCCCGUUUUGAUCACCAUUGUGGGUGGAUGAAUAAUUGCAUCGGAGAGAAGAAUACCAGGUAUUUUAUGGCUUUUCUUCUUUGGCAUUUCGUUCUUUGCUUAUAUGGAACGGUUGUCCUGGCUUUGAUUCUUUGUGGUCAAUUGAAAGAUCAUAAGGUGAUAUACAUUUUAACAGCCUAUUAUGGAGUUGAGGAUUCUUUGUACAGUUUGUUUCCUCAUGUUGUACAGUGGUUAUUGAUCUCAUACAACACCCAAAUACUUGUGAUGGUUUUCCUAGCAGUAGUAUCACUUCUACUGGCUGGAUUUUUUGGGUACCAUGCUUGCCUUUGCCUCACAAAUACAACCACUAACGAGACCUUCAAGUGGAAAGAUUACAUAAGCUGGAAGAAGAGAUUAAAUGAGGCCAAGGCCUCAAGCGCAGCACUGAAAGGAGAUACUUUUGCAGAUGAAAAUGUUAGUGGAAGAGAGAAACCUCCACAAAAGAGACAUGCUUUGUUUUGUUGUACCCGUCAGAAAGUGGGGGAGAAAGUUGGGGAAGUUAUAGCUAAGAAGAAUAUGUAUGAUAGGGGUGUUCUUCGUAAUGUCUUUGAGAUAAUAAUACCCUUUUCAGCCCGACGCUCAUUUCUGUUCAGGAAAUCAGAUUGAGUUGAUUUUAUCUUAGGGAUGAAACUGACACCUGCUUGUCUUCUGGUGGCGUUUUGUGAAAUAUCAUUUCAAACUCGAGUUACCAUCAUUUGGUAUUCUUGGAGGGAAUGAGGGAGGUCGACUAUUUUGUGCUGAACCUUGUGACCUGUGGUGUCCAAAUACUGGGAGAAUCAAACUUCUUGAAGGAACUUUGUUGGAAAGUGGUGAGGGUCCCUUGCCCUUUGUGAGAGGACUGAUAAUGUCUUGAUUUCUAUUUACUUUUGAGUUGCCCCCAUCUCACAGAUGAAAUCUCUGUACUGUAAAAUUCUUGUUCUUUAACUUCAGAAAAACAACUUGAAAUACAAUGCUUAUAUUAUUCAUUAAUUGGUGCA
Amborella trichopoda is the source of this 1936-nucleotide messenger RNA. Its product is annotated as DHHC-type zinc finger family protein. Gene Ontology annotation, biological process: protein targeting to membrane; peptidyl-L-cysteine S-palmitoylation. Gene Ontology annotation, molecular function: protein-cysteine S-palmitoyltransferase activity. The record is from RefSeq and is a predicted model, not a curated record. NCBI's taxonomy places the organism in Eukaryota, Viridiplantae, Streptophyta, Magnoliopsida, Amborellales, Amborellaceae. Gene Ontology annotation, cellular component: endoplasmic reticulum; Golgi apparatus.